AUGAACAGCUCCCAGUGGAUCGGAAUCGAAGCAUCAGGCACCCUCCCCGUCCGAACCCAUCUCGCCGACCUCGACGCCCCAAAGUCCCGAAUGGUAGUCGAGCACCUCGCCCGCUUCAUCGCCAAAGAAGGCGUCAAAACCUUCGAAAUCACCAUCGGCUUCUGGAUACCGACCCGGCUAUGGCGGUGGCGCGUGGAGGCGCGCGAGCCCGUCUGGUCAAAGUUCGCGCUCGAGAGACUCCGGCAUAUCCAGGAUAAAUUCGCGGAUGUGGUGUGGGCGGAUACGCUGCAGACGCGGUCGAUUGAUGAGCCGGAGUUCGAAGACUGGAAGGACUGGGUGGAUUAUUGGGGCAGGUGGCGGCAUGCGAGCCAGGUCUCGAUGUAUAGGGGCAUUACGUUCCUGGAGAAGAGGGAUGGGGAGCUUUGGGGGGAUGAGAUUAGGGAUUUGCUUGCGCUUAGGGUGCAUGAUUUGCAGGUUAUGGGGACGUUGCUGAGUUCAAGUAGAUUGGCGCCGGGGAGGGUGGACUGUGAGGCGUAUUUUGAGAUGGUGAUGAGGGAGUUGGUAGGGGAGCAGGCAGAUACUGGGGGGGAGGUUAUUCAGAGCUCUGGUAUUUUGUAUAGUAUGUUGCGACGGCUUAAGCGCAGAUAA
Messenger RNA from Aspergillus puulaauensis, 648 nucleotides. RefSeq lists its product as uncharacterized. Bases 1 to 648 code for a protein of 215 amino acids. NCBI's taxonomy places the organism in Eukaryota, Fungi, Ascomycota, Eurotiomycetes, Eurotiales, Aspergillaceae. The transcript has a single exon. The record is from RefSeq and is a predicted model, not a curated record.